GUUUGACAAACGCGCACAAUUGCUGCGAAGCUACAGAAAUGCGCCAAACGGGUAGGUGCAUGGAUGGUGAGGUGAGCGGAGAUUUGGUGUUUUGGUGCAGGCACGCUCCGCCAAGGUGUAUAGGCUGCCGAGGUUAAGUGGCUGGUGAGGAACGGUGAAUGUUUGGUCUACAACAGCAAAUACACGUCACCCCCUGGACACCCUACAACGGCAACAGCAAUGGCCAUGGAUCAGUAGACGGCCGAACACACUCGCACACGCACACGCCAGACGCAAACAUGGCGGCUCUCUACGAAGACAUCAGCGGGUCGCGCUACCUCUCGUCGUCCAUCUCGUCGCUCUCGGCGUCGCGGCAGCAGUCGUCGCAGAUUGCCAAGGCCUACCGCCAGGCCGCGCAACUGUUCCUCACGCGACGCCUGCCCGAGGCCCUGUCGACUAUCGAGCCUAUCAUUACACCGCCGCCCGUUGACGACGCCGAGGACAGCAAGCCCAAUGGCGACGUGGUAUCCCACGCCCCCGUUGCAACGGCCUCGCGGGGCACGCGUGUCAAGGUGUGGAGCUUCUACCUGACCUUCCUCAAUGCGGUCGUCGAGCUGGGCGCCGAAGAGGGCAAGCACGCGUUUGGAGGCGCGCGGUGGAAGCAGCUCGUGUCCAAGUGCCGCGACGGCAGCGUGUGGGACGAUGUAGUGCGCGACGGAUACGCCGGCGUCGACGGCGACGUGGAUGCAGACGUCGUCGUGAACCUCGCUACCCUUCUCCUCACGCACUCGCCCUCGCAGCGCCUCAACCAGCAGAAGCUCGAAACGUACCUCUCGGCUACGGCCCACCCGACCCUCGACGUCUCGGCCCACAUGGCCUCGCCCUCGUACCAGCAGCGUCGACCCCAGCCAUCGCGGCAGCACACGGGCACCGAGACGCCGCGCGACCUCAACACGCGCAUCAAGCUCCUCGAACUCUACACGCUCCACGUCCUGCCCCGCAACGAUGAGUGGGACUACGCACGCGACUUCAUCACCAUGUCCGAGGUCCUCGACGACGAGCGCAAGGAGGCCUUCCAGCUCGCCCUGCACUCGCUCAAGGAAGAGCGGGCAGACGCCGAGGCACGCGAAGAUAAGCUGCGCCAGCAACAGCAGGAGCAGAUGGAGGAGCGCCGCCGCGAAACCGAAGCACGCCGCCUGGAACAGUCACGUGCCGAAGACGAACGACGGAAGAGGGAGGAAGAGAACAGACGGCAGCCCAGAGGCUCGGACCAGCAACCACACAAGCCCCACCCGCAACCGCAAUCUUCUCGAACCUCACGCCAGCCUGCAAAGAAACCCGUCACUCCGCCCCCUGGCCUGUACAAACGUGCCUCGACCCUGCUUUCGUCCAUGCACACUUCCAUAUCCUCCACGGCGCAUCACAUGACGACAAAUCCAUUGGCUUUUCUCCGCACCAUCAUGUUCCUGUUGGCACUUUCUCUGGCGGUAGGACGACGAGACGUGCGUGAGCGUAUCCUGAGGAUCGUGAGAAACGGGUGGGACAAAGUGAGGAGGACGGUGGGCAUGGGCGUGAAGGUUUCCUACAUCUAAUUUACCUUUUUACCCCUGCCAUCUUAUCCCACCGAUCUGCGAAAUACAUUUUUCUUGGCUUUGCAAAGGUUAAUUUAGAGUUCUGCUGGUUGCUUUUUUUUUGUACUGUAUGCAGAUAUGAUAGUAUACGCGUUCCGUCUCCCCCUUGUCCCAGCUAUAUUCACAUAUACACCCACAUCUAAAUCUACACCACCUUCCCCAAAGCCUUCCUCCGCCGCCCGAGCAUAUACGCAUACACCCCCCACGCCCCCACCGCACAUCAGCACCCCCUCGAUCCACCUCACCUAGCCCAUACAACCCCAAACACGCAUAACUCCCCACCUGAACCACCUUGCUAACACCCCCUACCAACCCAACAGCCCGAA
This is a messenger RNA of Dothidotthia symphoricarpi CBS 119687, 1936 nucleotides long. RefSeq lists its product as uncharacterized. The record is from RefSeq and is a predicted model, not a curated record. Lineage: Eukaryota; Fungi; Ascomycota; Dothideomycetes; Pleosporales; Dothidotthiaceae. The transcript has 2 exons. Bases 279 to 1571 code for a protein of 430 amino acids.